Nasonia vitripennis (jewel wasp) is the source of this 2528-nucleotide messenger RNA. Its product is annotated as FYVE, RhoGEF and PH domain-containing protein 3. The record is from RefSeq and is a predicted model, not a curated record. Gene Ontology annotation, molecular function: guanyl-nucleotide exchange factor activity. Gene Ontology annotation, cellular component: cytoplasm. NCBI's taxonomy places the organism in Eukaryota, Metazoa, Arthropoda, Insecta, Hymenoptera, Pteromalidae. The transcript has 9 exons. Gene Ontology annotation, biological process: intracellular signal transduction. The coding region runs from base 340 to 1980 and encodes 546 amino acids.
AAACUGUCGAGUCCGAAAUGCUCCGGAUCAUACGCAGUCUACUCGCGUCUUUGGAGACGUUUAUCGACUUGCUUUUUGCUGCUCUGUCUUUUAAAUUUUUUGUAAACAGAGCCAAGUACUUCGCGCAAUCGCGAAUGGAUUCGCUAAGGGCAACGUUUCGAAGCAUCAUCUGUCUCGAUGAAAGUGUCUAGUCGGCUGGUUCGAAAAGAAGUUGGGGCGGUUUGCUGCUGCUGCUGCUGCUGCAGCUGCAGAUCUAAAACGGAGCUACGGGGCCUCGAAUACGUUGACUUAUACUGAUUAUACACGUCGCAUCGUACUCGGCAGCGCCAACGAAUAAUCAUGGAUUCUCCGCGAACUCCAAAAGCUACCAGCUUGAGUGCGGAGCUGAAGGAGAUCAUUGAUCAGAGGAACAUGUUGACCACGCGUACGAGAAUGAAAGUCCUGAAAGCGCUGGACGAGAUUCAUCAACAAAAUCAGACGCAAAGAGAAGAAAGUCUGAGGGCACAGACCAUACAAGAAAUUUUGAGCUCCGAAGUCAAGUAUCUGCGACAGUUGGAGAUAAUUAUGCAGUUCUUUAUGAAACCGAUACAAGAGAAGCAACUGCUCAAUCACAACGCUUACACGACGCUGUUUGAAAAUAUCGAGACACUUUACAACGUAAACGGCGAGCUUUUGAAGGAGCUGAAGCAGAAUCCCGAGAACGUCGCCCAAGCGUUCUGCAAAUUGGGGCCGUUUUUUAAACUCUACUCCGUCUACGCGUACAACUACAAACGCGCUUUGGUCCUGCUACAGGAAAUACAACAAAAUGAUCCAGCGACUCGGGAGUUCAUAUCGAAUCAAGAAACGAGGCCAGAAGUCAGUAACAAAUUAUCGUCUCUUUUAAUAGCUCCGAUUCAGAGGGUGCCAAGGUACAAGCUACUUUUGCAGGAAGUUUUGCGCCACACAGCGCCGAGGCAAAAAGACUACAACGAUUUGCAAGCCUCUUUGGUCGAAAUAGAAAAGGUAGCCAGGCACAUAAACUCCCUCGUCGCGGAGUACGAGGAUACGCAGAAACUUCUGGAGCUGCAAAAGCACAUAAGCGGCCCGAUAAAUCUCGUCAAACCGGGACGCAAAUUAAUCCAACAAGGACCUCUGAUGCGGGUCUCGAGGAACGGAAACACGUCCUUUCGCAGGCACUUUGUGCUUCUCAGCGACACUUUGCUCUACUGCAAAGGUAGCCCCGACGACUCACUCACGGUCUGCUGUAUAUUGCCGUUGAACAAAUGUAAAAUCGAACGUGUACUGAGCAACGGACUCUUCAAGGUUGUCUGCAUGCAGGAGACCCUACUAUUGUACGCCGAAAACGGAGAUAGCGAGGCCUGGAUCGAGGUUCUCCAAGAGGCUGUGAAGAAGUAUAUAGAAUGCAGACAGACACUGCGUAAAGACAGUAGUUCGCGGGUGCCUAUGAGGAAAAUUACCCAGUUUCAAGAAGAUGUUAUUGAGAAGCGCGGUAGAAGAAAAAGACCUUUAUCUGCAAACGAUCCAACGAUGGAGGCACUAUCCAACAAUUCGAAUAUAAUUUACGUCAACCGAGAUACCGAGACAGACGCUACUUCGCCGGAAGGUUCGAUGUUCUCCCUUGCGUUAAAACGGUUCAAAAGAGCAUCCGUCGAAAUUGAACCCUCUGUUAAUCUGAGAAUCAAAUCUUGGAUCGAUGGGGUGAAGCGGAAAAGUGUACAAACCGAAGAAACUCCAGCUGACAACUUUUUCCAUCAAACAAAAUCUACCAAACCCAACCCCGUCAAUCAAAGUCAGUACCUCCAGAAUCCUUACUCAAGUAGUCACGACGAGAUUGUAAAUUGCAACACGAUUGGUGAAGGAACUGCUGUAAAGCAGGAGACAAACCAUUCUGAAAGUCAUCAUAUAUUGUCUUUUAAAACAGUUGGCAAAUUUUUCACAACUGUAGGAAAUACAUUGAAAGAUUUAUUCAAUCGAAACUAGUUUUUGGAAUCACGUUGAGAGAAAUUUUUUAUCAUAUUGACUUGUACUAUUUAAUGAUGACGAAAAAAUGGAUUAGCCUAGUAAUUAUUUAUUUAACGAUAGUAGCUAUAUGAAAAUACCAUGUAUGAUUUUUAAAAAAUUUCGUAUUUUCAUAUUUAAAAAGUUAUUGAAAGCAGUAACCUAUGAUGAAUACUUUGUAUUAUAAAAUGUAAAAAAAAAAAUGUAAAUUAAUAAUUAAUGUUUAAGGUGUGUCAAGUUUUAGUUAUAGUAUUGUUAUAUUUGCGUAUUUUGUUUUCUGAAACAAAAAUGGUUGGAAACAAAGGAAAAAUAUUAUGCGCAGAGACAAUAAAUAAUAAGAGCUUUUAUAGUUUUUUGUUUUUAAUUAAUAUUAUCAACAAUAAUGAAGUGCUUUCUAUAAUCUAAAAAAGGUUCGUUUUUUCUGUAGCAAUAUUUGCACUAUUUUAAUUAAUUGAUUUAAUUUACAUAUACUAGUUUAUGUUGAAAAGACAAGUUUCAAUACAACGUUGUUUGCAAAAAUCAUGACAAUA